AGAUUUGUUGUCGUGUGUUAACUUUUUAGAAAUUGAAAUGAAUUACAUGUGCAGAAAUAUUUAUUGGGUUGUUUAUGUUUCAGGAAAUAAUGGUUUGUUUUGUGGAACUCCCCCUCAGCGUGUGUGCGUGAUGGUACAGUCUCAAACUGCACGAAUGAAUUCAGGCGAGAUGAAUUCACAGUGUAUGGAGAAGGAUUGAUUAAUGGUGCAGUCCCUGGUCGGAAUGUGAUUUAUUUAAUGUGUGAUUUAUUUAAAUAACACAAAAGAGUGACAGUUUACAGACGGGGAUACGUGUAAACGUGGCGUCGUUGUUUGUUUGUUUAAUGAAGACGCAGGAACAAAAGUGGUGAAACGGAUGCAAAACCCGGAUGGCUGCAUGGAUGGAUGGCGUCGAGCUGCCAACAAAUUCUCCAUCGCAUCCUGUGUCCAGGUCAGAGAAAGAGCAGCAUCAUCCCAGCCGAGGAGCAUGAAUCCCACCAUGACUACACGUUCAUGCAUUUAGUAAACUGUGCCUCUGACCGACUUUGACAUUUUGUCUGUUGGGACACACUGUUCAGCUGGAGGUGGAGCUUCACAUCCUGCUGGUGAAGAAAAGAAAUCAGCAGCUGAUCAUUAUAGUGUAGGUUUGAAGUGCACACACCAGGACACCAACAUGGACCUAAAUGACAGCAGGUCGUUAUCCGCGCUCAUGGCCCAGUAUGAAGGCACUGAAACCGGAUUCGGAGUGCCUAAGGAUGGCUGGAGGAUCUGCCUGGCGCACGAGUUCAAGGAGAAAAGAAAACCCUUCCAGGCUAAAGACGUGUCCUUAUCCCACAUCAUGCAGCACAUCGGCCUGGGCUUCAGGUAUUUAAAAUGGUGGUACCAGAGAACCCAGAUUGAGAAGAAAGCACCCUUUAUAGAUAUAUUCAACGCUUUGCCUCUGAGGCAGAUUUAUGGUGCCCCCCUGGGUGGAAUUGGUGGAGGAAGCAUUACACGUGGUUGGAAGGGGGAGUUCUGUAGGUGGCAGCUUAACCCGGGAAUGUACGACUACAAAACAGUCAUUGCUGACCAGUUCACAGUAUGCCUACGUAAGGAAGGUCAAACAAUCUAUCAGCAAGUGUUGUCCACCGAUCAUCCUCACACACUACAGGACUGGAACUGGGGUUACUGCGGUGCGUUUGCAUUCUACCAUGCGCUCUAUCCUCGAGCAUGGACCGUCUACCAGCUGCCUGGCCAGAACGUCACGCUCACGUGCAGGCAGGUGUCACCUGUCAUUCCGCACAACUACAAGGAUUCAAGUUUUCCGGUUGGUGUGUUCGUGUGGGAUAUAGAGAACAAGAACGACUAUGCACUGGACGUCACAAUCAUGUUUACCAUGGCCAAUGGAUCAGGCCACAAAGAUGAAAAAUGUGGGGGCCACUGGAACGAACCAUUCCGUUUGGAAAAAGAGCACGAGUCAGUGUCAGGGGUUUUGCUUCACCACUGCUCAUCAGUGAACCCGUACACACUGUGUAUGGCAGCUCGAGAACAGUCCAACAGAAAGAUCACCCACCAGACUGCAUUCAGUCCUAAUGACACUGGAAAGGCCGUUUGGAGUGACCUGAUGAGUGACGGCCAGUUAGACUCACCCAACGACUCCAGCCGUCCAACUCUGAGAGGAGAGACGGUGGCAGCAGCACUGGCAGUGGGCUGUUCUGUGCCUGCUCAUGGACACAACAGCCUAGAGUUCUGCCUGGCCUGGGACAUGCCAAAGAUUACUUUUGGUUCGAGGGAAAGGGAGCACAUCCGACGUUAUGCACGUUACUAUGGUACCGCAGGAGACGCGGGUCCAGGUCUUUCGCAUUAUGCUCUUACACAUUACAAAGACUGGGAGAAGGACAUUGAGGAUUGGCAAAGACCCAUUCUGGAAGAUGGUUCUCUGCCUUCCUGGUAUAAAUCAGCCUUGUUUAAUGAAUUAUACUUCGUUGUGGAUGGGGGGACGGUGUGGGUGGAGCUUCCUGAGGACUGUGAUGUUAGUGGAGGGCUUCGUCCAGAAGACGGUGGUCUUCCUGCACAGCCCCCAGUCCUCAAGGAAUACGGGCGCUUUGCCUAUUUAGAGGGUCAGGAGUACAGGAUGUACAACACGUAUGACGUGCACUUCUAUGCCUCCUUCGCACUUAUCAUGCUCUGGCCCAAACUGGCAUUGAGUCUACAGUAUGAUAUUGCUGGCAGCGUGGUACAGUAUGACCCCACACAAAGGGUGAAUCUUAUGGAUGGGCAUUGCUCACCAGUUAAGACCAGGAAUGUAGUACCUCAUGAUAUUGGAGACCCAGAUGAUGAGCCUUGGCAACGUGUCAAUGCCUAUCAAAUUCACGAUACCGCAGACUGGAAAGACCUGAACCUGAAGUUUGUUUUGCAAGUGUAUCGUGACUACUACCUAACUCAAGACCUGCAGUACCUAAAGGACCUGUGGCCUAUCUGCCAGGUGGUAAUGGAGACUGAAAUGAAGUUUGAUAAAGAUGGGGACGGCCUAAUAGAAAAUUCUGGCUAUGCUGACCAGACAUAUGAUGGGUGGACAGUAACGGGACCCAGCGCAUACUGUGGGAGUCUGUGGCUGGCUUCAGUUUGUGUGAUGUGUAAAAUGGCACGACUUCUGAAAAGUGACUCUGUGUAUGAGCGCUACAGAGACGUCUUGAAUCGAGGCAGCGCCGCCUUCGAUAAACUUUUGUGGAAUGGCAAGUACUAUAACUAUGACAGCAGUGGUCGCAGUAUGUCCAACAGUGUGAUGUCUGACCAGUGUGCAGGCCAGUGGUUCCUCAGGGCAUCUGGAUUAGGAGAUGAUGAGUUUGAGGUUUUCCCUAAGGAGAAGAUCCUCACUGCACUGAAAACUGUGUUUGAUUUGAACGUGAUGAGCUUUGCAAAAGGGGAGAUGGGGGCUGUGAAUGGCAUGAGACCAGAGGGUGUGCCUGAUCGCUCCAGCGUUCAGUCGGAUGAGGUCUGGGUUGGUGUUGUCUAUGGACUGGCCGCUACUAUGAUCCAUGAGGGUCUGUUAGAAGAAGGUCUUCACACCGCUGAAGGUUGUUAUCGGACCGUGUGGGAGCAGACCGGAAUGGCCUUUCAGACUCCUGAGGCAUACUGUGAAAAAGGGAUCUAUCGCUCUUUGGCUUACAUGAGACCUCUCAGCAUCUGGGCCAUGCAGCUGGCCCUGGAGAAUCGACGGAACCUGAGCAAGACUAUGCAGCCAGGCAGUGUGGCGGCUCGUUCAGAGACUGAUUUACAGAAUGAACUGGUUAAAGAGAACUGUCAUUAAUGACGGUGUGUGAGGUCUUCUGAACUUUGAGAACUGUGGUGCUUCUGCUUGGGGAAAAGUUUUACAUACAGUGGAUUAACACAAAACAAAUACCACUCAGACCUGGGCUACAAUGAUAAAGGCAUUGGUUUGUGUCGAUUUGAGUUUGUUAGAGUUUCUCCAGUUAGAAUGAUGUAUUUUAGUUUAUGAUUAUCAUAUUAAUAUUUGCAUUGAGUUAUUUAAUUCUGUCGUUUAUCACUACAGUAGUCCCGCCCUCACUCUAGUUUAAUAAUACAUAUCAGAGCUGCCAUGUUCAUAUGAUUUCAAUGCUUUGAUUUAAAUUGUACUCUGGUAUAAUAUAAUUAGAGGAUAAGUUGAAAAUAUACCACGGUAGAUUAUACUUUGGGGAACAAAAGGUUCAACCCUGAGUUGGUUUUACACAUUUGAUUUAUUUGAAAGUCACUGUUUAGGUGCAUGACUAAAUGUUUCUUGAAAAAUCCAAACAUAUAUUCCCAAGAAUAUAGUAAAUGUUCAAUGGUCAGUUACAUUUUGGUCCACUGCGUAAAGUAGACAACCAAGAUGUCUUAAUACAUGUGUAGAGAUGAUUUAUCUGGCAGCCCAGUUGAGACACGCUCAAUAGCCACUUUAAUAGAUAAAACCUUCAUGCAUUUCCUGAGUGGUUAAGGGAGCUGCUAUUACUGUGUCUAACCCAUCAGUUCUUUAGCCCUCUCGUUAUUAUCCAUUGUCUAGCUUGUCUUCUUUGCAUAACCUCAGCUUGUUAUGUAGCACACAUGCCGCAGCCGACACUCAAUACCUGUAUACCUAUAAAAUGAGCUUAUGUUGCCAGUCCACACAAUCAUUUUCAUUUUCCAGGGCUUGCACAUGUGGUGCCUUGAGGGUUCCCCAGAUAUUCCCUCAGGCCCUGAGUCAGAUUCAACACUAGUGGGAGCUGUGAAGUAUCUGCUGAUAGAUCCACACAUAAUUACAUGUGUGCAGGCUGAAGUUAUGUGGUUUUGUGAAACAUUGACCAUUGAUCAGCUCUUAUAUCAACAAUCAGGUCACUGGCCAUCUUACCGUCUUUAUUUUAGGUUUUCAUGUGUAAAGUUAAAUCGUCUGAAUUGUAUAUGCACUUUGGCAAAUUAAAUUUCAAUAAGAAUUGUCUGGAAUGACUUCUGAAAACUCCUGUACUCAGGAAAAUUCGAGGGACAAAUUAACAAUAAAAAUGUAAAGAAAAAGAAAAAA
Molecule: messenger RNA, 4489 nt
Organism: Silurus meridionalis
Lineage: Eukaryota; Metazoa; Chordata; Actinopteri; Siluriformes; Siluridae
Gene: gba2
Product: glucosidase, beta (bile acid) 2
Exons: 16
Coding region: 653-3268 (871 amino acids)
Biological process (GO): central nervous system development; carbohydrate metabolic process; glucosylceramide catabolic process
Cellular component (GO): membrane
Molecular function (GO): beta-glucosidase activity; glucosylceramidase activity
Source: RefSeq, a predicted model, not a curated record